This is a messenger RNA of Clonostachys rhizophaga, 1959 nucleotides long. The record is from the annotation of a GenBank genome assembly. Lineage: Eukaryota; Fungi; Ascomycota; Sordariomycetes; Hypocreales; Bionectriaceae.
AUGGCCGACUUUACCCCAGAAAUCGACACCGAGGAGGCCACCAGACGGGCGGCUACCAUUCUGGAACGCCAUUUGCCUGAAGGGUACUCAGCCGAUCCAGAAGUCAGUCUGGGUAUUCAAGAUUCAACGACGUCAUUAUCAGGCUCUGCACCUCGCAACAACGCCUUUCCUCCCCAGACCCAGGGCCACCCCGUGGCUUCCAGCCCUCCUAGUUCCGCAUUGGAUGUGAAGGCAGAGCCAGGCGAGUCUCCAGGAGAGACGUCUGUGUCUCUAGCGAACGGUCAAGACCCCACAUCCUCUUCAUCUACCGGCAACCUCUUGAGCCAGAUCGACGGCACAUUUCGCACCCAAAGCCCCGAUACUCUCGAAUCUUCUCUGAAGCUUCAGGGAGGCGAUAUCCACCGGGACCUGUUUCGAAUCACGGCCCGUGCGAGCUCCAUUCGUCGAGCGAAUACGUUUUCCUACCAACCGUCCCCAAGUCUCCAGGCAGAAGACGACUUGUCAUACCCUGAACAACGUGAGCUUGGAGGAUUUCGACGUCACUACGUACGCAACAAUGCCCGUAAAAGGCACGAGAGCGGCCCGCUUGUCAUCACCAACACCUUCGUCGAUUUCUUAGAUCUCUAUGGUAGCUUCGCUGGCGAGGACCUCGAAGACACCGACACCGAGGAAGACUCUGCGCUCGAUGAGCAGGAGGAACCAGAUGAGAGACGACCGCUGCUGCCGAGACCGAGAGCGAGCAGGCGACAGUCGCACCGAAGGUCCAGAGAAGGUGAUGCGAGCACAUUCAAGACUUUUUUCACGCUACUGAAAGCUUUCAUUGGAACCGGCAUCAUGUUCUUGCCCAAGGCAUUCCUGAACGGAGGCAUUCUCUUCUCGUCUCUCAUACUGAUCUUUGUUUCGCUUAUCAACUGCUUCUGCUUCCGCCUUCUGCUCGACUGCAGGGAGAAGUAUGGAGGCGGUUACGGUGAACUUGGUGCAGCCAUAGUCGGCCCACGAUUUCGCAAGCUCAUCCUUGCAUCGAUUGCCCUCUCCCAGCUAGGCUUUGUCUGCGCCGGUCUGAUAUUCACGGCGGAAAAUCUUUUCUCAUUCUUUGACGCCGUGACGGGCGGCCGCCAGAACGUCGCGUUCGGUGUCCCAGCCCUGAUUGCCUUGCAGCUCAUCCCACUCAUCCCCCUCGCCCUAAUCCGUCACAUUUCCAAGCUGGGCCCCGUCGCACUUAUAGCAGAUGUGUUCAUCUUGGUGGGCCUCGUCUACAUCUGGUACUACGACGUCGCCGCUCUGUCCUCUAGGGGGAUGGCACCUUCGGUCCAUUUGUUCAACUCUCAAAGCUGGACAUUGACCAUUGGCUCUGCCAUCUUCACGUUCGAGGGCAUUGGCCUCAUUUUACCCAUCCAGUCCAGCAUGAAGAAGCCUCAGCACUUUGGGCCCCUCCUGUACUUUGUUAUGUUUCUCAUCACCAUCAUCUUCACAUCUGUCGGCGCUCUCUGCUAUGCGACAUUUGGAAAGGACACCAAGAUCCAGAUCAUUUCCAACUUCCCACAAAACUCACCACUCGUCAACGUCGUCCAGUUCCUAUAUUCCCUAGCUGUGCUUGCGGGCGAGCCAGUGCAGCUCUUCCCAGCCGUGCGAAUCUUGGAAACAUCGCUCUUUGGGGAACGGGCGUCGGGCGCCAAGAGCGCCGCCGUCAAGUGGCAGAAGAACGGCCUGAGGACGCUGGCCAUGGUCGCCUGCGUCGGCGUCAGCAUACUCGGAGCCACGGAUCUGGACAAGUUCGUUUCGUUGAUUGGCAGUUUUGCGUGCGUUCCUCUGGUUUACAUUUAUCCGGCAUACCUGCAUUACAAGGGCGCGGCUACGACGCGGUUGGCUAAGAUUUUGGAUAUUGUGUUAAUGGUUGUUGGCCUGGUCGCCAUGGUUUACACCACAACCAUGGCCAUCUUCCAAUGGAUUGAGAGUUAG